Molecule: messenger RNA, 2382 nt
Organism: Culicoides brevitarsis
Lineage: Eukaryota; Metazoa; Arthropoda; Insecta; Diptera; Ceratopogonidae
Product: UDP-glycosyltransferase UGT5-like
Exons: 2
Coding region: 28-1575 (515 amino acids)
Molecular function (GO): UDP-glycosyltransferase activity
Source: RefSeq, a predicted model, not a curated record
CGUGAACGAACGUCAGUUUUGCCUAAAAUGUCUUCGAUCAAAGUCAUAAAUUUCGCGCUCAUUUUUCUUCUCAUUGGAAUCUCUCGUGUCGCGCCUUAUAAAAUCCUCGUAAUUUUUCCUACUGGCUCUUAUAGUCAUCAACGCCCGCAACAAGCAGUUUCAGAAGGCUUAGCUGAAGCAGGUCAUCAUGUAACAAUUUUAACUCCAAAUCUAUUAAAAACUUCAAAUCCAAAUAUCACUCAAGUUGAUAUCAAUUUUACUUAUGGAUUUAUCAAAGAGUUUGAUUUAUCAGCUACCAUUGGACCUUACGAAAUGCUUGGACUAAUGUCAAAGAUUUUUGCUAAAGUUCAUGAUGGUUUGAUGGAAUACGAGCCAUUUGCUUCAGUUGUGAAAAACAUAAAAAAGGAAAAAUAUGACGCUGUAAUAGUCGAAGCUCUUCCAUAUUUUCCAUUUUUUGUGGCAAAGGAAAUUUUUGACACUACGUUAAUUGGACUUUCAACUCUCGAAUUGAUGCCAAUGUUUCAUAAAGCGAUGGGAAAUCUCAUUCAUCCAACAUUGCAUCCGAGUUUCUUUAUCGAUUCUCCAACUAAUCCAAGUAUUUGGGAUCGCAUUUCAAUGGUUCAUUACGCCCUCUAUGAGUUGUAUUGGGAAAAAUUUGAUCUGUUUCCACGAUUAGAUGCGAUUAUCAAGAAAUAUUUUCCGGAAACAAAAAGUAAGUCGAAAGAUUUAAUCAGAAGCUUGGAUCUCGUGCUCGAGGGAAUAACUCCAGUUCUUGGAAAUGUAAGACCAGUUGUUCCAAAUACAAUUAGAAUUGGAUUUUUACAUAUUAAAGAACCAAAAGUGUUACCUAAUCCAUUGAAAUCGUAUUUAGACAAUUCAAAAACUGGCGUCAUCUAUUUGAGCUUCGGUUCCAACGUCAAAAGUGCUCAGCUAAAGCCUCAUAUUCGAAAAACUAUCAUGGAUACUUUUCGUCGAUUAAAGUACGAUAUCUUAUGGAAAUAUGAAAACGAUACUGUCGAAGGUAAACCUAACAAUGUCAGGAUAGAAAAAUGGUUACCUCAAAUGGAUCUUUUGGCGCAUAAAAAUAUCAAAGUUUUCAUCACGCAAGGAGGCGGGCAAUCCAUGGAAGAAACGAUCGCAAGAGGAGUUCCUGUAGUUGUUAUUCCAUUCUUCGCUGAUCAGGAUGCAAACGCACAAAAAAUGGAGAAUUUGGGUAUCGGAAGACGAUUAAAUGUGAACGAACUUACGGUUGAAAAACUCGAAUCGACAAUAAUGGAAGUCAUUAACAAUCCAAAAUAUAAGCAAACCGUGAAGCAACUUGGAGAUCGCAUUCGUGACACGCCAAUGACUCCCGUUCAAACUGCUGUUUGGUGGAUUGAAUAUGCAAUUAGGAAUCGCGGAGCUGAACAUUUGAAAUAUAAAGGCACAGAUGUUCCCUUCAUCGAGUAUUAUUUGAUCGAUGUCAUUGCAGUUCAUUUAGUGGGCAUCUUUUUAGUACUUUAUGUCCUCAAAAAGUUAUUCAACAUGAUAAGAGGCGGAAAUUCAAAGACAACAAAGAAAAUGAAAAAGCAAUAAAGAGAAGAUAUGUUUUAAUUAAGAAGAUUUGAUAUCACAAAGAAUUUAAUUUUAAAAUUACAGAGAUCAAUUUAGAGCAUUUCUGUUGAUUUUUCGAUAAAAUUUUAUACUUUUAAAUUUUUUAGCUUUGAGUUUAAUAUAAAUGUUUUUUUUAUAAUUUUUCAUAAUUAAAAAAAAAUAUUUAAGGCAUUUUUUUUUUGCAGUAAAUAAUUUUGAAUAUAAAUUUUGCAGGAUUUUAAAAUUUACCAAUAGAUGGCGCUUUAAAGUUCAAAAAUGACUUCUAAUUGUUAAUUAAAAUUUUAAAUUUCUGUUUAAAUUUUUAAAUAAUUUUUUCAAUAAAAAAAAUAUCCAUCGUUGUUCCAUUGUUGUCUCAAUUUUGUCGCGAAAUUAUAAAAUUUGCUUCAAAAUGAAUUAAAAUAGAAAUUCGUUCAAAUGCCGCUCAAAAUAAUAUAAUUUCGUAAAAAAAAUCUUUAAAUUUUGAUAAACAUUAAAAAAUUAUUUAAUUUUAAAUUUAAUUAAAAUAAAUAAUUUUUGGCGCGAAAAUCAAAAAAGGCGCGAAAAUCAAAAAAGGCGCGAAAAUAAAAAAUUGGCGGGAAAAUAAAAAAUGGCGCCUUUUUGUGAUCUUUUUCAAAAUAAACACAUUUAAUUGAAAAUUUUAUCAAUAAACCCAAUUGCUUAAAGUGUUUUCAGUCCAAAAAUAAUACAAUUUUGCCCUUUCUACCCCUAUCUCAUAUCUUAUGAAAUCAAAACAACAAAGACAAACAUUAAUGAUCGAAAUUUCAAAGAAAUUUAACAAUUGAGAGAAGU